UUGAAAUUAAUUAAUUAAUAAAUAAAGCCUGCGAAAAUCUCCAAUCUUCUCUUCUUCUUUUUUGGAAGCUCGAUUAUCAGACACAACCAUUUCCAAUCGGUCCUUUGUCUUUCUCAGACCAAUAAUGCCGGCGCAGAAGCGUUGUUUCCAGGACAAUCUGGACGACGGCGACGACGACGGCCAGCUUCGCAUCCCUCCCAAGCAAUCUCGCUCCCAAGACGAUGAUCCCCAACUUCCCCUCCAAAACAACUCUACCCAACAAGAGAAUGAAGAAGAAGAAGAAGAAGAAGAAGAAGAAGUAGAAGAAGAAGAAGAAGAAGAAGAAGAUGAUGAAGAAGAAGAAGAAGAAGAAGAGGAAGAAGAAGAAGAAGAAGAAGAAGAAGAAGUCAAGCCACAAGUCGAAGAAGACGACGACGAUGGAGAUGAUGAUGAAGAAGAAGAAGAUAAAGCGGAGGAUUCCGAUGAAAGACCAUCAUCCAGCUCUCACCCCAAACCCGAAUUUGUCUUUGUAGAAUUGCCGGAGAUACGUAAAGAUGUGCAAUGUCCAAUUUGUCUAGGCAUUAUCAAGAAAACAAGAACUGUAAUGGAAUGCCUGCACAGAUUUUGUAGGGAAUGCAUUGACAAAUCAAUGCGAAUGGGGAACAAUGAGUGUCCUGCUUGCCGAACACAUUGUGCCAGCCGGCGUUCUCUCAGAGACGAUCCAAAUUAUGACGCCUUAAUUGCAAUUUUAUAUCCAGAUAUUGAGAAGUAUGAGGAGGAGGAACUAGCCUUUCAUGAAGAGGAGAGGACUCGGAAUAAGCAGAUACAAGCAUCAAUUGCCCAAAUAUUUCAACGCCAAUCAGAAGCUCUAAUUAAGAGACGCGGUACGCCGGGGAAAGAUACACCAGAUACAUUUUUGACAAAAUCACAACGCAUUCACCGGAGUUCUUAUUCAAGGAGACGAAGUAACCGGAAUGUCGAACUUCAAGGAUGUGAAGGCAAUGAUGAUGGAAAUGACAAGAACAUUGAGAAAGAUGAACCUUCGAAUGAUGAGCGUCAUAAAGAAAUCAGACAGAGAAGGCGCAAGAGACGGACAGGUACUCGGUCUUCUCAGCCUUCUUCAUCAGUGGCCAAUUCAGAUGGAUACCCUGAAAAUGACUUGGAAAUGAGCCAAGAGAACCGAGGAAUUUCUCCUAGUCUUGCAUUGAACUCUGAAAUACUUGCUUGGGGAAGGGGUGGUGCUCGUAGUCACACUCGGCAUGGCAAUGCCAAUGGUUGCAAUACUAAGAUUUCCCGAAACACCCGCUUAUCCAAGUUGGUUGAUUAUCUCCGAAACUUAGAGGAAAAUAAUGACGAGUUAGAUGUGCAUCUCGUGCUUGUUGCUAUGGACAGACAAAGUACACCAACUUUGCAGCAGCCACACCUUUGCUGUCGACCAAGUCUGUCAGUUAAAUACCUAUGUGAAUAUGUUGCUCGCCAGACGCCUUUGAAGGCUGAAGAGGUUGAAUUAUUAUUACUUAAAGGGGAGCGCCUUGCCAAAGAUGACAAAACAACCGUAAAUCCUUCAUACUCAUCAACAGAUUUGGUGUCCCUGGUGGUUGAUCCAUGCAGAGAUGAACUGCAAGUUUUGGGUGCAGAAGAAACUUUGGCAGGGGUCAAAGCCAAUUGCACUUCCAGUAGGGACAAUUUGAUCCUAGUAUAUCGGCGGAAGGGAGGAGGCAGUUAGUAAAUUUUAGACUUAUGCGUGUGUCCGUAGAUUGUUUUCUAUAUAGAGUGAAAAGUUUGUUCAAUUUACUCAUAAAAAGGGUUGGUUUAGAAGGUUUUUAAUACGUUCAGAAAUAGAUAGAUAUGAACUGGCUUCAUU
Molecule: messenger RNA, 1843 nt
Organism: Morus notabilis
Lineage: Eukaryota; Viridiplantae; Streptophyta; Magnoliopsida; Rosales; Moraceae
Product: putative E3 ubiquitin-protein ligase RING1a
Exons: 10
Coding region: 125-1705 (526 amino acids)
Source: RefSeq, a predicted model, not a curated record